UGUCAAUCAGCUGGGCGCGCGGAGGGGACAUCAGAGGCGCGCGGAGGGGGACAUCAGAGGCGCGCGCCUCUCUCUCUCACUGUGUGUAUAUAUGAGGGAGCGUCGCGCGCGCCUCUCUCUCGCUCUCUGUGUGUGUGUGUCUGUGCGCCGGAUCGGUUUCUCGGGGUUUGACCAGUUGUCCCAGGCUAACCCUGCGCGCUCUCCGAAGAUGGAGGAAGUAAAAAAACAGGAUUACCCUUAGCGACGGCACCGCGCUGCCUGAGUUCCCAAGACUAAACACCUUCCCACACCGGCUCAAGGGGGAAAGAGAGAGAGAGGCACAGAGAAAGGGAACAAGCCAAACAAGAAGCAGAGAACGACGAGAGAGAGAGAGGGGCUCAUUAACAAAACAAACAAACAAUCCAACCGGGGUGCCAUGGACUGGAGGGGCAACAUGCGCUGCUGAGCACUGCACUUUGACUAUGGAAGCGGAGGCUACUGAUGGAUACAUGCCAUGUGAUCACGAACACUCGCCCGAAAGGGAGCACUCCAAUAUGGCAAUUGACCUCACUUCAAGCACACCCAAUGGGCAGCAUACCUCACCAAGUCACAUGACAGGCACAAACUCCAUAAAGCUAGAAAUGCAAAGUGAUGAUGAGGAUUCUGACAGGAAGCCCCUGAGGCGGGAAGACGGGAUCAGGGGUCAUGAUGAAGGGAGCAGCUUGGAAGACCCUCUCACGGAAAACCAUGAGAUGGUGGAGCACAGAAAAAUGCAGGAGCUGUCAGGCGAGGGAGGAAUCCGGCUUCCGAAUGGUAAACUGAAAUGUGACGUCUGUGGCAUGGUUUGCAUUGGGCCCAAUGUGCUAAUGGUGCAUAAAAGGAGUCACACUGGCGAGCGUCCAUUUCACUGUAACCAGUGUGGAGCAUCCUUCACACAAAAGGGGAAUCUACUGAGGCACAUCAAAUUACACUCGGGGGAGAAACCGUUCAAAUGUCCCUUCUGUAGCUAUGCUUGUCGAAGGAGGGAUGCCCUCACUGGACACCUCAGGACACACUCCGUUGGUAAACCUCACAAAUGUAACUACUGUGGACGAAGCUACAAACAACGCAGUUCUUUGGAGGAACACAAGGAACGCUGUCACAACUACCUUCAGAAUGUCAGUUUAGAAGCUGCUGGGCAAGUUAUGAGUCACCACGAAGCAUUGCACAAUUCUGAGAGUUCACAAUCUUGUGAGACCACAACUUCAUCUCUCUUACCUACUAUGGAAGAUUGUAAGGAUCAAGAACCUGGGAUGGACAACAAUAUUACUCUGGUGCCUUUUGAAAGACCUGCUGUUAUAGAGAAGCUGACAAGCAACAUGGGAAAGCGUAAAAGCUCCACCCCACAGAAGUUUGUGGGAGAGAAGCUGAUGAGAUAUGGCUAUCCAGAUAUUCAUUUUGAUGCGAGCUUACCUUAUGAGAGAGAUGCUGAGCUGAUGCAAACUCACAUGAUGGACCAAGCGAUCAACAAUGCAAUCUCUUACCUUGGGGCAGAAGGACUACAUCACAUGCCAAGCACAAUUGCUGAUGUGGCCCCUGUCAUAAGCUCAGCUUAUGCUCAGGUCUACAACUCUAACAGAAUAGAAAGGCCCAUGAGCCGAGAAACUACUGACAGCAAUGAAAACAACAUGGAUGGUCCCAUCUCCCUCAUCAGACCAAAGAGCCAACCCCAGGAAAGAGAGGCUUCUCCCAGCAAUAGCUGCCUGGAUUCCUCUGACUCAGAGAGCAGCCAUGAAGACCACCAGUCCUUCCAAGGAAACCCUGCCUUAAAUCCCAAAAGGAAGCCAAGCCCUGCUUACAUGAAGGAUGACUCCAAGGCUUUGGAUGUCACAAAAGCAUCUAAGGGCUCUUUAAAGGAUAUCUACAAGGUCUUCAAUGGCGAAGGAGAACAGAUAAGGGCCUUUAAGUGUGAGCAUUGCCGGGUCCUCUUCCUAGACCAUGUCAUGUACACCAUCCACAUGGGGUGUCAUGGCUACCGGGACCCAUUAGAGUGCAACAUUUGUGGCUACCACAGCCAGGACCGCUAUGAGUUCUCCUCACACAUUGUUCGAGGGGAGCAUACGUUCCACUAGGCCUUCUCUUCCAAAGGGGACUCUGAGUUUUAAAAAAAAAGCAAACAAAACACUUCACAUGAAGAAAUACUGCACUUACAAUCCCACUUUUCCUCAGACAUUGACACACCUUUUGUCGUUGUUGUUGCUCUUACUUUUUUUAAAAAAAUGUUGUAAUUUUUGUUGUUAACCUUAUUUUGUGUAUCCACUCUCACUUGGCACCAGUGGUGAGAUAAGAAGGAAGGAAAGGAAGGGACCAGAGAGUAGUUCUGUUUGUUCUUGCCGUCAUUGUCUUUGAUUUUUGCUCUGAAAACUGGUGUUAACUUUUUAGUGGGAACCGAAAGGCAGUCCGUUUCUGUCACAAUAUUUUUUUUCCGUACAUUUUGUCAUACUGCAGGUACUUCUGAACUCCGCUAGGUGCUCUAACAUCUAACAGCAAAUUGUCAUCUUUUGACAGGUUAAUGAUUUCAGGUAGAUACAUUUCAGAGAAAAAGCCCUUUCAAAUAUGUAGAUAAAUUUUGGGUGACCGUCUGUUAGGGUGAAUUUUUAUUUUGCAAAAUUUUCCAGUUGGGGAGGGAAGGAGCAAUGGUGAGGGAGAUCUCAUAUAAAGCUAACCCAUAUUCUGUAGAUGUAGAAGCAGAAGCAAAUAACAAUAUUCGCUCAGACAUUACUGAGUGAGCUACCUUCCUGGGAGCUGUGUUGUUUUUCUGCGAUAUAAGUGUUUAUGUGUAAUACUGAAUCAUAUAAUAGAAACUUGAUUUUACAUAUGAAAUGACAUCUUCGGGACAUUGGAAGUCCUUUUAUCUCAUUUUUACUUAUUCUAAUAUGCACUUUUUUAAAAAGAAAAAAAGAAUUACUGGACUGCUGGUAUGCUCUUUUAUCAUCAAUAUUGAUUUCCUAGCUUUAUACAGGCACUCAGCCUUAAUUAGGUAGACUCUAUGUACAAAGAAAAACCUUUUCAAAUAUAGUUGGUUUUGGGAAUUGGA
Molecule: messenger RNA, 3055 nt
Organism: Anolis sagrei ordinatus
Lineage: Eukaryota; Metazoa; Chordata; Lepidosauria; Squamata; Anolidae
Gene: IKZF2
Product: IKAROS family zinc finger 2
Biological process (GO): regulation of transcription by RNA polymerase II
Cellular component (GO): nucleus
Molecular function (GO): DNA-binding transcription activator activity, RNA polymerase II-specific; RNA polymerase II cis-regulatory region sequence-specific DNA binding
Source: RefSeq, a predicted model, not a curated record